UCUAUGCAGGUUAUUAUUCCUGCCCCAUAGAUAUGUACAGGAUAUAGGAGCCUGCCCUGUCUGCCCCCCGCCACCAUAGUUUGUUUUCUGGUUGGUGCUAAAGUAGGCACAGGCCCAAUCUAUUCUUCACCCCCUUAGCAUUCUGUAAAUAUCUACUGAGUACACACUGUAUGCUAGGAAUGCAUAUUUACUCAUUAAAUAUUUGCCAGUAGCACCCUCCUCCCCGUCAUUACAACAACUCAAAAAAGGUCAAUUUUCCGAAAUGUCCCCUGGGAUUGGCAGCUCCCCUUUGAGGAGGACUGGUUGAGGGAGAACGUGACCUUUUUGCCCUGGGGACGGGGACUUAAGAGAUUGCCAGUCUUUGCUGAUGACAGAUGGUUGCCACCAUGACCACUUUUCAUAGGGAGACCUGGAGGCAGGGACUGACAGGCAGAGCACACCUGCUGUCACCCAAGACCGUGAGCAGCGUGAAGACCCCGGUGGAGCUGGCCGUCAGUGGGAUGCAGACCCUCCACGUUCAGCACCGCUGCCGGGGCAGCUGCCGGGUCAAGGUUAGGCCGUCAUACGUGGAUGAGACUUUGUUUGGCAGUCCUGCAGGCACCCAGCCCACACCACCAGUCUUUGACCCACCGUGGAUGGGGAAGGCCAACAGAACCAGAGGAGUGGGUACAGGGGCGUCACAGACCUCAGGGGCCAACGGGAGCUGUGAGACUACCUCCUCCAGGGACAAGACCCUGACCCUCGCACCAAGGAAGAAGAACAAAUACAGACUGGUUGGCCACACUCCAUCUUACUGCGAUGAGUCGCUCUUUGGCUCCCGACCUGAGGGCGCCGGCUGGGAGGCCUCGUGGAUGACGAAGGGGGAUGCUGCAAAGCUCCAUGCCCUCUUCUGGACACCCCCAGCUACCCCUAGGGGCAGCCACUCACCCCGCCCCAGGGAGACUCCAGUGCGAGCCAUUCACCCAGCUGGUCCCUCGAAGACAGAGCGCAGGGUGGUGGCAGACUCCCGGAGGUUGUCCGUGGAUGGGUUAGACUCUCCACGCCCUCCGAGGCGGGAGCGUUCUUAUUCCCUCACCCACCUUAAUGUCCCCAGCACAAGUCACCCACCCACCAGUACCCCCUGCACAAACGGGCCUCAAGAUCCCAGACCUUCCCCGUCAGGAGUGACCUUCCGGAGGCCCCUGGUGACUCCCAGGGCUCAUUCAGUCAGUGUUUCAGUGCCAGUUACCCCCCGACGAGGCGGAGCCACCCAGAAACCAAAGCCACCUUGGAAAUGAAUUUCUUGGUGCUUUCUGCAGGUUUGCCCAUGGGGUCACAGCAAAGGGCAGAGUUUCAGAGGAUGGCACUGGUGGGCGGGCCUUUGGGGAGACCACCAGGCAUUGGCAAAGCACUCCUGGGGGCAGAGCGAGGGGGGGCAGUGCCGCCCUUUCUUCUGACAACCUCUGGUUGCUCCCUGCCUUUGCCGCUGAGGUGGAUAUGAGGGCCGCCUCUUGAGAUCCCUGUUUCAAGUUCUGUCAUAGCCACACAGCAUAUCAGUGCCAACCCAGGGGUGUCCCCCGGGAGGGUCCCCCCACCCCCUCCAUCACACCCACAACAUGGUCUCGCCACCAAGUGUGAGUAAAGGGUAUGAUCGCCAACCCGGAGGGUUCCUUCUCCCUCCCUUCAAGCCAAGCUUCUGCUCAGGAUGAGUUUCUAGCUGAGUCUGGACGCCUCAGGAAUUUUCCCAGGCACAGUAUGUGGACCAGCAGGGAACACAAGGUGAUAUGUGGGUGGACAUUUAAAAUUUUAAUAGUCAUGUAUUUAUUUUCAUGUAUUAAAUAUAUCAGCUCAUCGAA
Mesoplodon densirostris (Blainville's beaked whale) is the source of this 1835-nucleotide messenger RNA. It is a transcript of the gene RITA1, whose product is annotated as RBPJ interacting and tubulin associated 1. Gene Ontology annotation, cellular component: nucleus; cytoplasm. The transcript has 2 exons. Gene Ontology annotation, molecular function: tubulin binding. Lineage: Eukaryota; Metazoa; Chordata; Mammalia; Artiodactyla; Ziphiidae. Bases 375 to 1277 code for a protein of 300 amino acids. The record is from RefSeq and is a predicted model, not a curated record. Gene Ontology annotation, biological process: Notch signaling pathway; nuclear export; negative regulation of Notch signaling pathway.